Molecule: messenger RNA, 3500 nt
Organism: Paramecium sonneborni
Lineage: Eukaryota; Ciliophora; Oligohymenophorea; Peniculida; Parameciidae
Source: the annotation of a GenBank genome assembly
AUGAAAAAAGAAUAACAUCAAUAAAGGAGAGACACGACACUAAUACAAUUAUUAGUAAUAUUGUGUGCGUGUUUUACGAUGGGGAUAGUUUUGUUUAAAGUGGUAGGUUUGCAUGAAGUUUAGAGUGAUUUAUAAUUUGAAUAGGCAUCAUUGAUUUAAGAAUAAACAUAUUUAGAAUAAUAAAUAAAAGUGCUUUAAAAUUCACUAACAUAACCAAGUUUUUUGGAAGUGAGAAUGAGUGUAAAUAAGAAAUAGCAUAAAUAAAAAAUACAUUAAUCUGAAUAGAAACAUUUAGAUAUAUAGAAACCAUCAGUGGAUAAGAAGGAAUAUGAAUAUUUAGAAUUACCAAAUAAGUUGAAAGUUUUAUUAAUAAGAGAUCCAGAAACAAAAUUAACAUAAGCAGCAUUAAAUGUGAAUGCAGGAUCAUGGAAUGAACCAGAUGAAUUUCCAGGUUUGGCACAUUUUUUAGAGCAUAUGUUAUUUUAAGGAUCUCAUACAUAUCCAGAGACAAGUUAUUUUGAAUAAUUAGUAGCAAAAGGGGGAGGUUAUACAAAUGCAUAUACAGAAGGAACUAGAACUAAUUAUUAUUUUACUAUAGAUACAAGUAGAACAAGUGAAGCAUUGAAUGUAUUUGCUCAUUUUUUUAUUGAUCCACUUUUAUCAUAAGAAAUGGUAUAGAAAGAAGCAAAUGCAGUUAAUUCAGAAUAUGAAAUAAAUGUAGCAGGAGACGGAUGGAAAAUAUUACAUUUAAUGAGUUUAAUGUCAGAUCCAUAACAUCCAAUGAGUAGAUUUACUAUUGGAAAUUUAUAAUCAUUACUUAAACCUCAUGUAGUUGAGGCUUUGAAGAAAUUUCAUGAAUAAUAUUAUUCAUCAAAUUAAAUGGCUUUGGUAAUCAAGAGUUCAUAGCCAAUAGAAAUGAUGAAAGAAUUUAUAGAAUCAAGUGAAUUUUUAAAGAUUCCUAAUUUGAAUAUUGAGAAACCAUCAUUAGCACAUUUUGGAAUGCCCAUUAAAGAUGUUGCAAAAUUAGUGAAAUAUCACAUUAAUACAAGAGCGACUACAUUAAUAUACUUUUAUUAAUUGGAAGACAGUACUAAAUAUUUUGAAACUAAACCUAUUUAAUUUAUUAAUUCAAUAGUAAGAUCAAGACAUGAUGGAGGAUUGUAUAAUUAUUUAGUAAGUAAGAAUCUGAUAGUUGAUAUGGAUGCAUAACCAUUCUUAGGUAAUAAUGGUUGUUUCUAAUUUUAUUUGAUUGAAGUAGAAUUAAGUGAAACUUUGAUUGGAUAAUAAAAGGAUUAUGCUCUAUAAAUUGGAUAAGCAAUAAUUUCAUAUUUUGAGGAAUAAAUACAUAAAUUUUAUGAUGAAGAAUAGAAUCCCACUGAUUUCUUAGAGGAGACUUAUAAGACAAAGAAAGCAAUGUCAGAUGUUUAAUUUAAAUAUUUGGAAAAAGAUAUAGAUAUAUUUAAAUUGUCACAUAAUCUAAAUACAUUUCCACCAAAAUAUGUUCUUAAUGCAGAAACUAGUUAUUUUAAAUAUGAUCCAUAAUGCAUAUAUAAUUAUUUAGCUGAUCUAAUGAAUCCUAAUAACAUGCUUAUAAUGAUUGGAGAUGAUGGAUAUAAAUUAGCAAAGGAGGAAAUUGAAAGCGAAGAAUUAAAAGCUUCAUUCUUGGCAUUCUAGUAACCUUCUACUUUAUUAUUGUAAUAAAAUGUAGGAACUAGUGACAUUAAUUUCAUCACUUAAAGUGAAUUAUAAUUCACUAAUGAUCUAUAUCAUAUUUAAUAUGAUGUAAAAUAAUUAGAAAGAGAUAGUUUAGAUUUUAUGAUGCUUGAUAAUAUUCCUUUAAGUUUGCCUUCCAUUAAUCAUUAUGUUCCAGUUAAUCUAGCUUUUAAGUCACUUUGUGAUCAAUAACAUAUUUCAUAUAUUUAAUCUGUCGAUUCAGAUACAAUUUAUGAUAGAAAAAAUAGAUAAAAUAUAUUUAUUGAAAAUACUCAUAAAAUGCCUUUCUAUUUUACAUCUAAAAAAGAAUGUUAAGAACAUGAAUUUGAGUAUGAAUAAUACAAUCAUUUCCCAUAAUUAAUUAAAAAAGAUAUUGAAGGUAAAACUUGGUGGAGAUUAGAUAGAUCAUAUAGUCCAACUGUUUAUGCAGGAAUGAAUUUUGAGACUGCUAUUGAUAUGAAAUCUUUGAAGAAAGUAGCCUUGUUAACAGUAUUCAAUAGUUAUGUGUCUGAUAAUCUAUAUAAAUCACUUUAAUAGUCAUUUGAAGCUGGUUAUGAAUUAUCUUUUGAUUCAUCAAUGAAGGGAUUGUCACUUGAAAUGUAUGGAUGGAGUGAUAAAUUUGAAUAUUUCUAUAAAAAUGUAUUAAGAGAAAUAAAAAAAGAAAUUAGUGAUGAUGAUCUAUUGAAUAGGGUUAAAUUAAGUUAAAUUACUGAAUUAAGUAAUUCAUUUGAAUAAAAAUUAUUCAUUUAAGCCACAUCAAUUAUUUUACCAACCAUCAUAUAAGGUUAACCGAACCCAUCUUAAAUGAUAGAUGAAAUCAAUUCUAUUACUAAAAUAGAAUUGGCUCAAUUUUAAAAAGAAAUGUUAGAGAAUUUUAGAUUUACAACAUAUUUUACAGGAAAUAUUUUAAGAGAUGAAGUUUAAUCAUUAUAAAAUUAAAUUCCAAAGAUAUUUGACGAAUCUACUUCUCAUAUUAGAAUAUAAAAUCAUAUUACUUAAAUAUCAGAUCUGAGUCGUAAAUCUAUUGUUUACUCUUUAGUGUCCAAGAGUACUAAUUAAUUAGAUACAAAUGGUGUAACUCUUAAUUAUUAUUAAAUUGGAUAUAGAGAUUAAAAAUAAUUAGCUAUGAUGAAUUUAUUAUAUAAGAUUCUUCAUAAUGCAGCAUAUGCUUAUUUACGUACAUAACUUUAAUUAGGAUAUGUUGUAAGUGUUAAAUUUAAACCAGUUGGUUGUUUAGAUAGUGCUUAAAUCUUAGUUUAGGGAACAGCCAAACCACCUUAUAUUGUAAAUUAACAUAUUGAAGAAUUCUUGAUUAAUUAUGGAAGAGAAUUAAAAGAAAUGACUGAUUAAUAAUUUGAAGAUCUUAAAACUACCACUGUAAAUUAUUAUCUAAUUUAAUUUAGAUUUCUGGGUUAAAAGAAAUUGAGAAAAAUCUAAAAGACAAAGCUAGAAAUACUUGGUCACAUAUUAAAAAUAAUGAUUUAGCAUUUGAAGAAAAAGAAAUUGCUGCUUAAUAUAUUGGCAUGGUUACUAAGUAGGAUUUAUUUGCAUUCUAUGAUAAAGUUUUCACUUCAGGGAAACUCUCACUUUAAGUUUAUGGAUAAGGAAUGAUCACUUAAACUAUGGGAAUAAGUGUUGAUGAUCUAUCUAAUAAAGUUAAAAGCAAUUAAUUAUCUAAAGAUCAAACAUUUGCUGUAAGAGAUGAAGUCACUGUUUCUACCUCGGAUGAUUUCAAAUAAAGAAUCACUUCCAAUUAUAAUUGCAAUUAUAAAAUAAGUAAUAUUUGA